AUGGUCCAGCACCUCCUCACCCCCACGGGGGAGAAGAGCUCCAGCGUCGCCACAGCGGAGCCAGAAGCUGAAGAUGAAGAAGCCUCUGAGCCGGGAGCGCCAGUGGAGAAGAAGAAGAAGCAGCAGGAAGGAGCGUCUGAACCGGAGCACCACCGCUGUGAGAACUGUGGCAAAUCCUUCGCCAGGAGGAGCAGCGUCGCCCGGCACCAGCGUCACCACUGCGGCGCCACCAAGGGACCGCCGAGCCGGCCCGAGACAGAGCUGACGGAGCAGACGGAGCAGUUGGAGCAGACAGAGCUGGAGACGCAGUCAUGCGACCAGCGCGGCCAGACCCUCCGGAGUAACCGCCGCUCACGGCAGCGUGCACACCUCCCCACAGAGGCCGGUGAAAAUACCAAGAGUAAAGAAGCACCAGAGGAGGCGAGUCCAAGAGAGAGACCCUACGUCUGCAAGCAGUGCAACAAGAGCUUCUACAUGCCGCACAUCCUCCGUCAGCACCUCCUCACCCACACGGGGGAGAAGAGCUACACCUGCGACGUGUGCCAUAAGCAGUUCGGGAGGCAGGGCACCCUGAAGCACCACCUGCUCGUCCAUACGUCGGAGAGGCCGUUCAAGUGCGAGGAGUGCGGUAAGACGUGCGCCCGGAAGGGCGACCUGAAGACGCACAUGCUCAGCCACUCGGCGCAGCGGCCGUUCAGCUGCGGCCGCUGCAACGUCAGCUUCAAGCACGUUGCCAAGCUGCGGCAGCACGAGCGCCUCCACACGGGCGAGAAGCCGCACCACUGCGCGCUCUGCCCCAAGCGCUUCCGGCUCCACGCCUCGCUGGCGGCGCACCGGCUUACCCACUCGGGCGACAAGCCCUUCGAGUGCGGCGUGUGCCACAAGGCUUUCAGCGGCCGCAGCAACCUGAAGAAGCACCAGAUGAUCCACAGCGGCGAGAAGCCGUACCAGUGCGCCUACUGCGGCAAGGCGUGCCGCCUCCUGCAGCACCUCGUCGCCCACGAGCGCACCCACACGGGUGAGAGGCCGUACAAGUGCGCCGUGUGCGGGAAGGGUUACGGUCAACCGUCCACGCUGAAGGUGCACCUCUCGGCGCACGAGGAGAAGCCGCGCUGCCCGCUGUGCGGGCGGGGCUUCGCCGGGCUCGCCGAGCUGACGGCUCACAAGUGCAGCGAGGCGGUGGAGAAACCAUACCGCUGCGCCGAGUGCGGCAAGCGCUUUUCCCUGGCCGCCAACCUGAAGAACCACCAGACGAUCCACUCGGGGGAGAAACCCUUCGACUGUAAACACUGUGGGAAGCGGUUCAACCACAAGAGCAACCUCGCCAAACACGUCCGCAUUCACACGGGCGAGAAGCCCUUUGGGUGCCAACGCUGUGAGAAACGCUUCCGCCUCCGCCAGCAUCUCACGACCCACCAAGCAACACACAAACACUAGAUCUCUUCAAUUGAUCACCAACUGUUUGGAUAAUCAAUUAUUCAUUUUGAGUCAUUUUACUUUUAAAAAAAAAGGGAAAUUUCUCUGAUGCCAGCUUGUUAAAUGGGGAAAUUGUUCUAGUCUCUUUGCUUCUCUGUGACAGAAUGUCUUUGACAAGUUGUCUUUAUCCACAUGUGCAGAACUAUUCCCCCCCUAAAGUCAAUACUUUGUAGAGACCCCUUUUUCCUCAAUCACAGCUCUAAGUCUUUGGAUAAGUCUCUAUGAGCGUGCCUCAUUGUACCACUGGGGUUUUCUAUCCAUUCUUCCUUGCAAAGAUAACAUUUACUGAUAAUGAACAAAACAUUAUGGAUCGUAGAUAACGGGGUGAAACAUCAGGUUUCUUUUUAUCCAGAGCAAAUAGCCAGUUCUCAUCCUUGCCCCCAUUA
Molecule: messenger RNA, 1862 nt
Organism: Etheostoma cragini (Arkansas darter)
Lineage: Eukaryota; Metazoa; Chordata; Actinopteri; Perciformes; Percidae
Product: zinc finger protein 235-like
Exons: 2
Coding region: 1-1437 (478 amino acids)
Biological process (GO): regulation of transcription by RNA polymerase II
Molecular function (GO): RNA polymerase II cis-regulatory region sequence-specific DNA binding; DNA-binding transcription factor activity
Source: RefSeq, a predicted model, not a curated record